AUGCGUCUCGCACAGUAUGCGCUGCUAGUGACGGCGAUCGCAAGCAUCGGUGCUGUUGAGCUCAGCCAGCAGCUCAAGAUCCCGUCGAUCUGGAGCUCACCCAUGUUCCAGUCGGGCGGUGAUACAUCCAGCUCAACCCCGCCCAACGGUCAACCGCAGCCGCAGUCAACCUCGACACCGCUCUCCGAAAGCUUCCAGAUCCACCCACCAGCGCCCAUCCUCACCCACUCCGGCAUCUCCUGCUCGGUCACCCUAGUCAAUCGUUCCUUCGCCAACAGCUACGGCUCUACCUCGCACCUCCUCUUCGACCCCUUGGUCUCGUUCUCCGGCACCCCCUGUGCGGAUCCAAUCAGCUGGACGGGUCUCACCCUCGACAUCCACGGCGAGACCCGAGGACGCCAAUUCGACCGACUGGGCACGGUGUGGAUCGGCAACAAUGUCACGGGGCAAGGAGUCGAGGUGAUGCGACUGGACAAUCCGGAGCCCACCCGCACGGGUGUCUAUUGGGACAUCCAAAAGGAUGUGGGACGAUACUGGUCGUUGUGGAGCCAGAGGGCGGAUGUGGUGUUUGACCUGCCGAACAUUGUGGAUGAAACGUAUACGGGGGCGUUGAAUGUGACGUUGAGCCUCACUGCUUCCGUCGACGGCGUGGUUGGGCAAGGUGGGAAGCAUCGUCGACGUGCAAGUGUCGCAGCUCUACCGCUCGCAGAGAGGGCUCCGGAUCUGGUACUGCCCCUAUCGAAGCGCUUACAAACGGCCAACUCGGUCUUCCUCAUCACCGGGGUGAACAACGCCAGUACAUCGCUCACGAUCCCACAAAACGCAGCCCGAGCGAUCGUUGAGAUCUACGCAUCGGGAACGGCAAACGAAGAGUUCUGGUACACCAACCUCCCCACUCGCUUCCUCACCCCUUCGCUAUCUAGCGCAGGCUACUUCGGUCAUGGGACGUAUCGCGAGGUGCAACUGCACAUCGACGGGAGGUUCGCCGGCUUCGUGACGCCCUACCCGGUGGUGUUUACCGGUGGGGUGAAUCCGUUGCUGUGGAGACCAAACGCUAAUUGGGGGAGCUUCGAUCAGCCGAGUUACAACGUGGAUAUCACGCCCUGGUUGGGGAAGUUGACGGAUGGAGAGGUGCAUGAGUUCGUGGUGAAGGUGGUAAGUGGCGAGACGGGAGGGGCGGUGGGCGAGGGAUGGUUUGUCAGUGGGAAUGUGCAGGUGUAUCUGGAUGAGUCGGGCGAGAGGACGACGGGCGAGGUUGUGAGGGUGGAAGGUGGGGACGAGGUGGAUGGGUGGGUGGAUGGGACGAUGGAAGGCGAUCCAACGACGAACGGGUCGCUGACGUACGAGGUCGGGCUGCGGAGGAGCAGGAAGUUCGGCGUCGUGAGUAGCAUCAGGACUGGAUCUGGGAAAGAGUACCUAGCGGGCUGGUACCAGCAGGCGCAAUAUGGCAACGAGGGAUACGUCAACGCCACCGCUCAGACGAACGAUCAGAGAAGCUACGGCUGGAUGAGGUCGGUCGUCUUCGACAACAGCUCCAUCGACAGCAGCUGGUCAUGGGACGAUCUUCAAAUUCUGUCAGACGCAGGGUUGCAGGAUGUACAAGCCGUGCAGCUGGACUACAACUACCCGCUCUACGUUGCAUCCUACCUGUCCAACAGCAGCUUCGACGCGCAGGUCACGCAGCAGUUCGACCGGACCGUUCGGAGGAUCUCUCCCACUUCAAGCACAGAAGCUCUCGGGCAGAUGGUGGGCGACGAAACGACGGUGGUGCAUGCCGACCCAGUGGCGGCGUUGGCGCACACGACGCUGUCGAGCAGGAGAGGGGAGGCGCGGUCGGUGCUCGUGGAUGGGCACAUUGCGAAUGGCACGGGGACGUCGGAGCAGACUUUUAUGUAUCGGGACAUGGCGGGUGGCACGAUUGAUAGGCUGACGAGGACCAAUACGACGAGCGUGUUGGAAGACCGGCUGCGAGGAAGUGCGAGCGGUCGUGCUCAACCAAUGCAGUUGACUACAGCCUAG
Kalmanozyma brasiliensis GHG001 is the source of this 2019-nucleotide messenger RNA. Its product is annotated as Peptide-N4-(N-acetyl-beta-glucosaminyl)asparagine amidase A. The record is from RefSeq and is a predicted model, not a curated record. The transcript has a single exon. NCBI's taxonomy places the organism in Eukaryota, Fungi, Basidiomycota, Ustilaginomycetes, Ustilaginales. The coding region runs from base 1 to 2019 and encodes 672 amino acids.